AUUUGUUAGCUAUGGAGCUAUCCGGUCCAAGAUAAACCACACAGAAAGAAAGUAAACAAACCUAAGGAAGAAGAAGAAGAAGCUCUACAGUUUUUAUAAUAUAGACAUGUAUAUGUUGGUGAAUGAUGCUAAAAUUUUCUCUAUAGUUUGAGAUUCUGUGUUGGUUAUGUUGAUGUGUAUAUACACUUUUUGGUAUGUAUUUUUCCUUGUGGUUAUGGUGGCAAAGCCAGAAACUAUAUGAGAGUGAUGUCGUUUGACUCUUGUUUUGUUGAUCUCUCUGUCUCUCAUUUGCAUCAAUACUUUUCUUUAGUUGUUAUCAUAACCUGUUUGAUGUUUGUGGUCCUAUAGUAAUGCUUAUAUGCCUUGUGACUUUUGUCUAACUUUGACUCUCAUGUGUCACUUUCAGUUUCUUACCACAAACCAACAAUUAACUGAGUCACAUUUUCACCUCACUCGACAACAAAACAGUUAAAAGAAGAAGAAAACGACAGCCUUUUUGAGAUAAGAACAAGAGGAGGAAGACGGAAACAGAGCAUAUCUAUAAAGUAAAGAGUGAGCAAUUUACUGAGUCACAUUCCUCCUCAUCCAGCCACAAACAGUUAAAAGAAGACGAAACGCAGCGUUUUUGAGGUAAAUAACAAGAGGAGGAAGACGAAAACAGAGCAUAUAUAAAGUAAACGAAAGAGAGAGAGUGUUUUUUUACAAUUUGGGGACAUGGCGAAUCAGUCGUCUCCAUCUUCUUCUAUCUACUGUGCUUCUUUCAAUCAAGAUAACAGUGGGUUUGCGAUAAGUUCGAAAGAUUCCUUCAAGAUAUUCGAUUCAACUACAGGCAGACUCUGCUAUAAACGAGCUGCUGGAGCUUUUGUUAUUGUUGAGAUGUUGUAUAGCUCUGAUCUUCUUGCACUUGUUGGAGCUGGUGAACAGGCUUCUCUAUCUCCACGGAGACUCUGCUUGUUCAAUACCACAAAGGGUUCUCCUCUUAAAGAACUCAACUUUUUGACUUCUAUACUCGCUGUCCGUAUGAACAAGAAACGGCUUGUUGUUGUGCUGGUGGAGAAGACAUUCGUUUACGACUUGAAUACGCUUGUUAUGCUUGAUACUAUUGACACCGUGCCAAAUCCAAAAGGUCUCUGUGCGUUCUCUCCGAGUCUUGAAGGCUGCUUCUUAGCUGUUCCGGCUAGUACAACGAAAGGAGCUGUUUUGGUGUAUAACGUCAUGGAUUUGCAGUCUCACAGUGAGAUUGAUGCACAUCGUUCUCCGUUGGCUGCGAUUGCACUCUCUUCAAAUGGAAUGUAUAUUGCUACAGCAUCUGAGCAAGGAACUCUGAUCCGAGUCCACCUGGUUUCUGAAUCAACUAAGUCAUAUAGUUUCAGGAGAGGAACAUACCCAUCAACGAUAUACUCACUCUCUUUUGGACCGUCCACACAGCUACCGGAUAUAUUGAUUGCAACGAGCUCUUCAGGCUCCGUUCAUGCCUUCUCUUUAAUGUUGGCCAUAAACCAAAGAAGCAAAAGGUCUACUAGCUUUCUUGGAUCAGUUCUUCCUGACAGCGUGAGUGAUGCACUAGACCCAGCACAUCAUCACGUGCUUCAGAAUGCAGUUUCUUCCGGAGUUAGAAGUUAUGCAGUGGUUAGGAAGGUAGACAAACUUGAAGGAACAUCAUCUCCAUCUCAGUUUACAUCUAUUAGGGCGACGGUAUCGGUGAUUACAUAUAGUGGGUAUUUUCAGGAGUAUACGAUGAGUAUCAAUAGCAAGAAUGAAUCGUUAUGGACACUGGAGCGUGAGUUCAACCUCUACCCCGUAAUCAGCAGUUGAUACUAUUAGUUCUAACCCAAAUACCAAAGAUAUCAAAGUACAUGGCAGCUUCUUCUUUUUGUAUAUAACAAUAUGUACUUAGGUUUCAUCAAAAGAUUGUUUUGUUGUUCAUGUUCUUUGUCUAUUAUCAAAUACUCGUGUUCUCAAACAGUCAAUUUGUGUUAAAAAAAAACGAAACACAAAAAGGUGUCUCUUGUGUUCCAAGC
Brassica rapa (field mustard) is the source of this 2021-nucleotide messenger RNA. Its product is annotated as autophagy-related protein 18b. Gene Ontology annotation, molecular function: protein binding. The record is from RefSeq and is a predicted model, not a curated record. Lineage: Eukaryota; Viridiplantae; Streptophyta; Magnoliopsida; Brassicales; Brassicaceae.